This is a messenger RNA of Seminavis robusta, 1914 nucleotides long. The record is from the annotation of a GenBank genome assembly. Lineage: Eukaryota; Bacillariophyta; Bacillariophyceae; Naviculales; Naviculaceae.
AUGGAUAUCCCUCCCUCCUUUGAGGAUGAAGACUGCAUGUCGGUUGCAGAUUCACACUUUUCUCGCAACUCCGGACGCUCAAGUACUCAUGGAGACCAGGCCUUAGAACUUGCAAUGGCCGAGAACCGAGCUGUGGGUGUCUUGAAGAUGAUGGUGUUCUUCCUCUUGGCUUCUGUAGCCUUGGUGGUGUGUCUGCUAGCAUACUUCUUUAUCCAUUCAAGUUUGCAGAAUGAUUUUGAGUCAGACUUUCGUGACUUGGGCGACAAACUUGUGCGCGGGUUUGAGACGAGUGUACACCAGAGCUUUGCUGUUCUUGGCAAUAUUGCAAUGGACGUGACAGCUUAUGCCAAGAACCAAAACCAAAGCUUUCCUUUUGUUACACUGCCUGACUUUGGGUUGCGCGUGGGAGCCUUGGCACGUAUUGCUGGCUUGAUGAAGGUGGCCACCUUCCCUUUGGUGCAAGAAUCGGAAAGAGAAGCGUAUGAAGCCUACACCGUGGCUAACCAGGGCUGGAAAGCCGAAUCCUGUGCUGGGGAACGCGGUAUUGCAACAGAAGAGUUGGGCCCUCUUCCUCCCAUUUCUCCGGUUAUUCUCAACAUGACCCGCCAACCUUCUGUAGAUGAAGGACCUUACUUCCCAUUUUGGCAACUCUACCCUUGCAAUCCAUUGCCUACUCAGAACACUGACCUUUAUCAUUUACCCCACUACUUUGGCCCUAUGAGUCACGCAUUGUACAACCAUGAACCAGCCAUGCCACCCAGCAUUGGCUAUUGGGACAAUCCCAAUUCAACAGAUUGGCGUUUGAAGUACUUCCGCAACAUGGAUACGGUUGAUUAUCAAGAUGACCCUCUUGUGGCUGCUUUUAUCCUGUGGAAAGAACCUAUGCAUACCUAUGCCGGAGUGUGUCAGUACAGGAUUCGGGCAUACCCCUCUGAUGCCUUUGAAGCCAGCUACAUGUUGAAUGAACCCAUAUACUACACUCUGGGCCUUCUUGUUGUCUUCAUGCUGACAUCAGGGUGCUUCGUUAUGUAUGACUAUUGUGUUGAGCGCCGGCAAAGGAAGGUUAUGCAGUCUGCACAGCAAUCUGGGGCUGUUGUGGCAUCUCUUUUCCCUGAGGCAGUACGCGAGAAGCUGUAUGAAGAGCUGCGCCAAGAGAAGGUUGCUAAAGAGGAAGAAGCCAACAAGAAAAGUCAGCUUUUGGAUGCUAACAAAGCACCACAAGAACAACGAAUGUCCUCAUUUGACCUAGCUACCAAGAGCUCUGUCAAUGCUCAUUUGUAUCCUGACUGCACAUUGUUUUUUGCUGACAUUGCCGGAUUCACACAUUGGAGCUCAAGCAAGUCACCAGAAGAUGUCUUUGAUCUUCUUGAGAGCAUCUAUGGAGCAUUUGAUGCAAGUGCUAGGCGUCGUUCAGUCUUCAAGAUUGAGACCAUCGGAGAUUGUUAUGUAGCAGCUACAGGCAUCCCGCGUUUGCAGAAGGACCAUGCAGUGAGGAUGGCAAAGUUCGCCAGUGAUUGUUUGACUAUAUUCCAAAACCUUGUCCGAGAUGAGCUAUCCAAUAGGCUAGGUGAAGACACUGCUGAACUUGGCCUUCGGGUGGGCCUCCACAGUGGAAGUGUAACCGCUGGUGUCUUGCGUGGAGAAAAGGCUAGGUUCCAAGUUUUUGGAGAUACAGUCAACACUACUGCUCGAUGUGAAUCCACUGGUGCACCGAGUCGAAUCCAGGUCACUGAGGCAACAGCAACUUUGAUUAGAGCAGCAGGGCGAGGAAACUGGUUGACGGCUAGAGAAGACCUUGUUGAAGCCAAAGGCAAGGGGAAACUUCAAACCUACUGGCUGAGCACUGUUAACUCUGAUGCCACAUCGGGGGUCAUUACCGAUGGCGAACCAGUCACAAGAUUUGUCUGGAGAUGA